This is a messenger RNA of Neoarius graeffei (lesser salmon catfish), 2117 nucleotides long. It is a transcript of the gene etsrp, whose product is annotated as ETS1-related protein. Lineage: Eukaryota; Metazoa; Chordata; Actinopteri; Siluriformes; Ariidae. The transcript is spliced from 8 exons. Gene Ontology annotation, cellular component: nucleus. Gene Ontology annotation, biological process: regulation of transcription by RNA polymerase II; cell differentiation. The record is from RefSeq and is a predicted model, not a curated record. Bases 219 to 1304 code for a protein of 361 amino acids. Gene Ontology annotation, molecular function: DNA-binding transcription factor activity, RNA polymerase II-specific; sequence-specific DNA binding.
CCUCAGGGCUAGAGAAUAAUAAUAAUAAUAAUAAUAAUAAUAAUAGUUACUCAGUGAUGUGUUAAGUUUUAUAGUUGAUUUUAUUUCAGUUCUGUUGAUGAUUUAAAAGGGGGAGGGAACUGAAUUUUUCAUAAUUUGUUUAUUCAAUUGUUUGUUUGUUUGUUUUGAGUCAAAUUGACCAUGAAGUACAGAGUAACACAAAACCAGAGCUCUACUGGAUGGAGCUGUAUCAGGCUGGUUAUUACUCCGAGGACUUCAGGACUCAGGAGGUUCCUGUGGGAUUUGAUUUCAGCUCCUAUGACUACAAUGGUGAAGACCUGUCCUUUUUGUUAGACAGUAAAGGACCGGGCCAGGUGCAGUACAUGGACGCGUACGCAGAAACACACAAGGAGCACAUGAACGUCUCCAAAGUUCAAUCCACUGACCCUGGAUUAUUCAAUCUGGAAACAUUCCCAGAGUUUAACAGCUGGACGUCAUACACUAACGUUCCAGACACUCUGGUGAUGGACAGACAGACAGGAGGUUUUCAGGAUUCAGCCACUCAGACUUAUCAGAGUCUGUUUCCGCCGUGUCCACCGUCCCAGAGCGUCCCGUUUGGCUCGGCUGUGGAUGCCAGUGGACUUUACCAAACCACCAAACAGCUCAAUCACAGAGCGGCAUCUGAUUUAGAGCAUGCAGGUGAUUCAGAGAGGACCUACGCUUUAUACGAGACGAAAACGCAAAGCAAACCCGUACCGUACUGGACGGAUUAUUCCUCGCCCGCUUACUGCAGCCAGCUGCUCGCUCAUCCUCCGUCAUCCUCGUCUCCGGUUCCUCUCACCUCCGAGACGUUUUCUCCUCGUGUGGUGAAGAGACGCACCGCCACGUCUCAGAGAUUAGACAGAGAUGGCGAGGUGUCUCCGGGGAUGUCCGCUUACCCAGGAUCAGGGCCGAUCCAGCUGUGGCAGUUCCUCCUGGAGCUUCUCUUAGACUCAGCGUGUCACACCUUCAUCAGCUGGACUGGUGACGGCUGGGAAUUCAAAAUGUCCGACCCUGCGGAGGUGGCUAAACGCUGGGGUCAGUGCAAGAACAAACCCAAAAUGAACUACGAGAAGCUGAGCCGUGGCCUGCGCUACUACUACCACAAGAACAUCAUCCACAAAACGGCCGGCAAGCGCUACGUCUACCGAUUUGUCUGUGACGUGCAGAGCAUGCUUGGGAAAAGCGCUCAGGAAGUUCUGGCCAGUCUGAACAUCUCACCAGUGAAAGCAGGAUCGCAGACACUGACAAAGUCAGAGGAGAUGGCAGACGUCUGGCAACAUUAACGGACUUCCAAAAUACGUCCACGUUUUAACACGUCCCCGUCGACUUCUUCAGGAAGUGAAUGACAUCACAUGAGCACUUGCUACACAAGUGGACGAGGUUCUGAUGCCAGCGUGCGAGCUUGCUGACUAGCUAGUGCACUAAUUAGGGCACUACUUUACUGCUCACACUUACACACCCCUUCGUCCACGGUUUCAGAAAGCAAACUGCAGUACGGCCUUCUGGAUCAUUCCACACGAUGGGUGCGUAGGGGAACACAGCUGUAUUAUGGACUCAUUUGGUGGCUUGUACAGAAUCGAGUGUGAGAUUCAGCACAGUGUUCUCUCUUCCACAAGGAGAACGUUAGUGUGUGGACGGUGGGUCAUCUGCAAACACAAUAAAGUGUAGAAAUCAUCACGAUGAACUUUAUAUUCUUUGCUCUUUUCACUCGGACUCUAUCAGGAGAACAGUGGGGAUGUUUGUGUUUCCACUGAACUGCGUCCUGAAGUCAUCAAUGCAAUCCGUCGUCUUUCAAAACACAUCUGCAGUAUCUGUGUGUGUGUGUGUGUGUGUGUUAAUGUGGUCUGCUACCUCUUUGAAGCAUCAAAACACCAACAAAUGAUCUGAGUGAUUAGUUUGUGUCACCAUCAGAUUGUGAAUUAGUGUAAAUAAAUUGUUAUAUAAAAUUGCUUUUUGUUUAUUUAUUCAUGUGUUUAAAUCUCUGCUCAGUCUUGACCUUUGACGUGUUUAAAAAGUUAAAACUUUUUUUGUAAGGCCACAGGUUGAAAGACAUGAAAGGGUUCAUUUGCAAAAAUAAAAGGAAAAAAAACACAAAA